Messenger RNA from Aethina tumida (small hive beetle), 4803 nucleotides. RefSeq names its product eIF-2-alpha kinase GCN2 (gene Gcn2). NCBI's taxonomy places the organism in Eukaryota, Metazoa, Arthropoda, Insecta, Coleoptera, Nitidulidae. Gene Ontology annotation, molecular function: eukaryotic translation initiation factor 2alpha kinase activity; ATP binding; protein binding. The record is from RefSeq and is a predicted model, not a curated record. Gene Ontology annotation, cellular component: cytosol. The transcript has 24 exons. The coding region runs from base 116 to 4774 and encodes 1552 amino acids. Gene Ontology annotation, biological process: DNA damage checkpoint signaling; regulation of translational initiation by eIF2 alpha phosphorylation.
CCAAACAACCGUCACCAUGUCACUAAACCAAAAAUUAAGGUUAACUUACAGACAAUCACCAUAAACAAAUUCAAAUGAAAACACCAGCACAUCAAAACAUUACAAAUAUGCUAUAAUGUCCGGCGACGAGUCGUUAGAAGCAAGGCAAAAUAACGAAUUUGAGGCCAUACAAUCGAUUUACGGAAAAGAUUUAAAAGAUCUACGAAAUAAACCCGCCUGGAAUCAAUGGACUCCAUUAAAUCUAUCCAUCACAUUGACUCCUCAAAAAGGAAAUUCAGGAACACAUGAGAUACAUGUGAAAAUUGAUCUGCACAUACAAUGUUCAAGAAGUUACCCGAAUAGCGUGCCGGAAAUAGGAUUAAAAAACAGCAAAGGUCUGUCAAACGCUCUCGUUGAGCAGUUACAGAAAGAACUAGAAAAUGAAGCUUUCAACCUACGGGGCGAAGAAAUGAUAUUUCAACUGGCCCAAUAUGUUGAACAAUUUCUACACAAACACAACAAACCCAGCUCGAAAAGUUUUUAUGAUGAAAUGCUUAAGAGGCAAAAGGAAAAGGAGGAGAAAGAGUUGGAGGCAAAAGCGAGAGAACAAAACCGACAAAGACAGGUUAUGAUCGAGGAGGUGCAAAAAAGGCAAGAAAUUUUAAAAACCGAAUCGAAAUUAUGGAAAGAAAAUCGAUAUUUUUCGGAGAAUUCCACCGACGAAGAAUUUGAUACUAACCGGCGGCCAUCCUUCAAGAGAAGUUCCUAUUCUGAGAAUUGUGAAAACCCUGCAUGUGUUCAUUCGCAAACGUUAAAAAUUGAUUUUGGAGGCCGUGAAAUUCAACGAGGGCGAUGUCUAAAACACUCCUCCUCAAAUCUUGUUGUCUUUGGCGGCAUGGACGUAGAUUCGGGAGAAAUUGUUCAAAUCAGCGAAUGGACAAUAAAUGUAAGAGGCGAGAACGAGAUUCCCGUAAUUCAGCGUCAACUCUCCAGCAUCGAACAGGAGUUCAAUCAUUUGAUGAAAUUAAGACACUCAAACAUUGCACAAUAUCAAAACAUUAAGCAUGAACUCGCGAAAACGAAGGAUAAAUUUGUAUUGUAUGCAGUUCACGAAUUUAUUAUGGGUGCAAAUUGUAAUACUUUAUUCGUAAGUCGAAAUAUUAAGGUUGAUAUAGAUUUGGUGAAGUAUAUUGCAAAAGGAGUACUUGCAGCACUUGAUUACUUACAUAGGAAUAAUGUCGUAUACAAAAAUUUAUCUGAUACUUGUGUGUAUUUAAGCAACAAAGGUGUGAUUGUCUCAAAAUAUAGCAUUCACAGAAGAAUAUCCGAUUUAAUACAACAAUCUCAUAUGAACUAUGGAAAAAAGACUGAUAUUUAUAAUUUUGGUGUAUUUCUAAUAUCACUGAUUUUGGGAUGUGCAGUUGAAACCAACGAGGUGGACAUACCCACCAGCAUCCCCUCAGAUUUGUACGACUUUUUGCACAGAUGUCUUUCAAAAGAAGAAAAGGAAAGAUAUACAACCACCCAGUUGUUGAACCAUCCAUUUUUUCGUAAACCUUCAGUUCAUUUUCCACCUAAUAAUAAUUUGGAAGAGGUGGCACAAGAGGAUAGUUUACCAAUGGGUCAGGAUUCGGCUCAACCUCCGUCAAACUCGCAGAGUCGAAUAAUUAAUGAAUUUGAAUUUUUGCAUCAUUUGGGAAAGGGUGCGUUUGGUGACGUAAUUAAAGUACAAAAUAAAUUGGACGGUCGCUAUUACGCAAUCAAACGAAUAAAACUCAAUCCCAAAAAUAGGCAGUUGAACAAAAAAAUUGUCAGGGAAGUUAAACUUCUCUCCAGGUUAAAUCACGAAAAUGUAGUAAGAUACUACAACUCGUGGAUUGAGACUUCAACAAUAAAAAAUGAAGAUACUGACUCUUCUAUGACGACCCCGUCUGAUUUUGAUGCAAAUGUUCCUCGAGUGGUUAAAAAAGACGAGUUCACACUUAGUGAUAACAUAGAAGAUUUGGCACCUCCGCCAAAAAAUGUUGAAGUGUCUGUUACAUACGAUAGCAAAUCUCAACGGGUAUUUGAUUCAUCCGAUGAGGAAUCUACUGACGAUGAUGGAGGAUGGCCUGCAUUUUCGGAUUCGGAUGGUAUUGAAUUCGAACACAAUUCAUCGGAAUCGGUCUCGAAAGCACUAUCUAAUUCAUCAGAAAAUUCGGAAAAAGAAAGCAGUCAAGAGAAUAAUGUAACACUGUCACAAUUUAUGUAUAUACAAAUGGAGUUUUGUGAGAAGAGUACUUUAAGAAGUGCCAUUGACAAUAACCUUUACUUAGAUGAAGAUAGAUUGUGGCGACUUUUUCGAGAAAUCGUUGAAGGUUUAGUUCAUAUUCACCAACAGGGUAUGAUCCACAGGGAUUUGAAGCCGGUCAAUAUUUUCCUGGAUUCUGGGGACCACGUGAAAAUUGGAGACUUUGGACUUGCCACUACAGAAUUCAAAGCAAAGCAAAACGAGUAUAAUUCAAAUAAAAGUCCAAUUGAAAGUGAGAAAGAAAACGCGGUUGAUGAAAGUAAAACCGGAGCGAUAGGGACCGCUUUGUAUGUCGCACCAGAAAUCAGUCAAGCUUCUAAAGCUUUUUACAAUCAAAAGGUGGACAUUUAUAGUUUAGGUGUGAUUUUAUUCGAAAUGUGCUACAAACCUCUCGUUACUGCAAUGGAGAGGAUCAAAGUCCUUACUGGAUUACGAUUAAAGGAGAUUCUCAUGCCUGAGGAUUUCACCAAUAGAAAGAAUGAGAAACAACAAAAUCUUAUAAGAUUAUUGUUGACGCACGAUUUCUCAAUGAGACCAACCUCUCUAGAGUUGCUUCAGUCGGAAUACAUUCCGCCACCAGUUCUAGAAGAACGAGAACUACAAGAACUCAUCAGGCAUACUCUUAGUAAUCCACAUUUGAAAGGUUAUAGGUAUUUGAUAGAAUCGUGCAUCCGUCAGUCGGUGGCGCCUGUACAGGAUAUAACCUAUGACAGAGAUCCAUUAUCCUUUCAUACGAUGAAGCCAUUACAGAUCUACGACUAUGUACGACAGUGUACUGUACAGAUUUUUAAAAAACACGGAGGCCAAAACUUGGCUACUCCGUUGUUAAUGCCAAAAAGCAAAUAUUAUGAAAAUGUUGAUGUUUGUGUUAAAUUGAUGACGAACUCUGGAAACUGUGUAUCUUUACCCCAUGAUCUCAGAGUACCUUUCGCAAGGUAUAUUGCCUGGAAUAGUAUUCAACAAUUUAGAAGAUACUCUGUUGAAAGAGUAUAUAGAGAGAGAAAAGUCUUUGGAUUUCAUCCAAGGGAAUUAUACGAAUGUGCCUUUGACAUUGUCAGUCCAACACCAGGUAACUUAAUGUCAGAUGCCGAGAUUUUAUAUGUAGUUUAUGAAAUAAUCAACGAAUUUCCCAAUUUAAAAAAGAAUUCAUUUUCAAUUCGUCUCAACCACACUAGUCUAUUAAAAGCUAUUUUACUCCAUUGCGGCAUAAAACAGCAGAAACACGAAGAAGUCUACCACUUGAUAUCGGAUAUUAAGGAGGGCAAAGUGCCCAGGAGCCAAAUGCAGACCUACCUUAUAAGUUUGGGCUUGUCAGACAAUUUUAUACAUAGCGUAACGAAUUUAAUCAGUCAGGACGUAGAAAUUUCCAAACUAACCAAUCAAUUUCAAAUGAUACUAAAGAAAAAAUCGGGCGAGGCCAGUGAAUUGGCCAAACAGGCGGUACAAGAUUUGAAACAAAUAGCUCAAAAUGCUGAAGCUUUUGGUAUAAAAUUUGAAAUAAAAGUUAGUCCAAGUCUGGUAUAUAACAUUAAUCAGUUCUCUGGUAUGAUUUGCCAGUUUGUGUGCGAGUUGAAGAAGAAACACAAGCAUAACUCUAUGGAAGUGGUGGCUGCAGGCGGCAGAUAUGAUGCCAUGAUCGCCAACUAUCGGAAUAUUAUGCUUCAGGCAAAUAUGCUUAGUAAGGACAUAAAACAAUCGGCUGUGGGUGUUUCACUGUCGUUGGACAAGUUAGUACAAGCUAUGCAAAGAGAUUCGGAGUUCAAUAUGCCUGAUAAUUUAGAUGUUGCCGUAUGUUCAAUUGGAAGUAAAUCAAUGCUGAAGGAAAAAGCCAAGAUUUUAAAAAGUUUGUGGAGUGCAGGAAUUCGCUGUGUUUUAAUCGAGUCUACUAGUUUAGAAGAGAUACAUGAACAAGUGAAUGAACUGAAAAUUCCCCAUAUAGUUAUUUUACGUGAUAACGAACAAGGUACAGUAAGACUUCAAAGUUGGGAACGUGACAGAUUUCAGGAAUCCUACAUUGCGACAAGUAAACUUGUACCAGAGCUACAAAGAACUCUAAAAACGUGGCAGGAUAAAAAUAACGAUGUUCAAAGCUUCAAUAUCGCUAGAUCUGACAGUAAAUCUCAUAAUGACUCAUUUCAAGAAACUGCACCUAACGUAGACAUAUUGUUUGUUACUGAAGAAAAAUUGUCUUCAAACUCACGGAAGAGAUACGAUAAUCAAGUAAGAUCCCACUUGGAAAGUCUUUUCAAGAAACUAUCGGGAUAUGUGAUCGUCUUGGCAGUAAGCUUGGAAACAAAUGUCAUACGGACGCUCUCCUCAUAUUUGGAGUUUGACAGUGAAUCUCGUUUCCAAAAGUCCGUGGGAAAUGUGAUUGAAAAGCAUCAGAGGCAUAAACGUUAUUUGAACGACAUUUGUGACGAGAUAUGGGAGUACAGUUCUAAAAGGACCAACCCCAUCAUAGUGUUAUUUAGCAUAACUGACUAUUUUUAUAAAGUGAUUAUUUAAUAAAAACUCUUACAACUGCUUACAAUAAA